CGUGGAUGAGGAGGUGGGAUUUAUGCAUGAUGUAUCGUACAUACUAUCGGAUGUUGAAGAGUUCUACCCACUGAUUCAGUUUUACACGCACGUCUUAAUAAGUGGUAUACUACGCUUCCAGCGUAUAGGGAUUGUUUGUGCUAUGCAUAUUCGAUGGGAAUUAAUCAUUGGUGACGUCUCUAUCAAACACACGAUGUGGUAUAUAAAAGGGAAAGUAAAUUUCCUCGUGUUGUUCGGGGCGUGGUGUAAUGAAGUUCUCUAUCCAAAGACUUAACGUGAUCGCAACUUUUGUUUCAUCAUGGAAAACGCACUCGGUUUUGUUUGGAAGUAUUCCAUCGGCAACCCAUUGCACUUGGUGCUCGCGCUUGUCCUUGGGACAACCAUCACCUUCGCCCUGAAUGUUUUUUACAACAUCUUUCUGCACCCCCUACGCAAUUACCCCGGCCCCCUCGCCAGCCGAGCAACGGGUCUCUGGCGCGCCCAUAAACUUCUAUCCGGCCACCUCCCCCAAAUCGUAAAACAACUGCACGACGAAUACGGCCCCGUGAUCCGCAUCGCACCAAACGAACUAUCCUUCAUCGACUCCGAAGCAUGGAAAGACAUAUACGGGCACCACGGGUCCUAUGAAAUGGCCAAAGACCCACGUUUCUACCGCUUCGUCGGCAACCGCAUACCCCAUAACGUAUCCACCGCAGGUCGCGAACUGCACAGCGUCAUGCGGCGCCAGCUCUCGCACGGGUUCUCCGAGCGCUCGAUGCGUGCGCAGGAGCCGUGUAUUGGAGAGUAUGUGGAUUUACUCAUCCAUCGGUUAGAAGAGAAAUGCAGCGAUGGGAAAACGGCUCUGGAGAUGCGCGCUUGGCUCAAUUUUACUACGUUCGAUAUCAUCGGGAACCUGGGUUUCGGCUCGGAUUUCGGAUGUCUGGAGAAUUCGAAGUAUCACCCUUGGGUUCUGACGAUUGUGGAGAAUUUGAGGAGUCAUGCGAUUAUGCGCGCGUUGAGACAGUAUUUACCGGCUUAUGUACUGUAUUUGCUUCAGGAACAUCGUGUGUUGAAGGGGCGGAAGGAGAAUAUUGAGUAUGCGUACCAGACGAUACGUAAGCGUAUGGAGGUUGAGGUUGAGAGACCUGAUCUCAUUGAAGGUCUUGUGCGGAAAAAGAACGAAUUGGCACCCGGCGAAAUCGAAUUGAAUGCCAUGUUUCUAAUCAAUGCCGGCUCCGAGACGACCGCAACAUUACUGAGUGGCGCGUUCUUUUUGUUAGGAUCGCAUCGCGAUGUUUUGGAGAAACUAACUCGUGAAGUGAGGACAACAUUUAGCAGCGAGAAAGAUAUUACUUUGAUCUCCGUCGGUAGCCUCAGCUAUAUGUUAGCAUGCCUUGACGAAUGUCUUAGGAUGUACCCUCCAGUUCCGCUUGGCCUGCCGAGGGUUGUGCCAAAAGGAGGUUUCAAAAUCGCUGGAAAUUAUGUGCCUGAAGACACCUCUGUCGCCGUAUGGCAGUGGGCGAUCAAUUAUAGCAAGGUGCACUGGCACAAGCCCGACGAAUUCCACCCAGAGAGAUUUCUAGGUGAUAAACAAUUCGCCAAUGACAAUCUCAUCGCCAUGCAGCCGUUCAGUGCUGGACCUCGAAAUUGCAUUGGAAGAAACCUGGCCUAUGCGGAAAUGCGACUCAUCCUCGCUCGAAUCUUGUAUAGAUUUGACAUUGAACUUGCGCCGGAAGCACGAGAUUGGGUGAAGAGACAGAAGAUUUACACGCUGUGGGACAAGCCGGAGUUGCCUGUGUACCUUAAACCCGUUAAUGCCGGGGGUUAAUACUGGUAUUCCGUAAUUAUUAGCAAGUGGGAUGGGAAGAUGCGGUAUAUAAUUCGUGAGCAAAACCCAGAGAUGGUUGUAGGAAGACUGGAAUCUGAAGGAAACCGAAUAGUUUUAGAGUGUAAUUAUGGAUAUAUAGGUAUCUUAUAUAUGGGAAAGUGUUCAUACUUGGAUUAUACUGCCGACCUGUAUUACGAAGUUGUGCUCUUUACGUUUGUGAUAGUUAG
Molecule: messenger RNA, 2034 nt
Organism: Hypoxylon trugodes
Lineage: Eukaryota; Fungi; Ascomycota; Sordariomycetes; Xylariales; Hypoxylaceae
Product: cytochrome P450
Exons: 5
Coding region: 299-1807 (502 amino acids)
Molecular function (GO): iron ion binding; heme binding; monooxygenase activity
Source: RefSeq, a predicted model, not a curated record